Molecule: messenger RNA, 1646 nt
Organism: Sorghum bicolor (sorghum)
Lineage: Eukaryota; Viridiplantae; Streptophyta; Magnoliopsida; Poales; Poaceae
Product: MADS-box transcription factor 23
Exons: 8
Coding region: 317-1006 (229 amino acids)
Biological process (GO): positive regulation of transcription by RNA polymerase II
Cellular component (GO): nucleus
Molecular function (GO): RNA polymerase II cis-regulatory region sequence-specific DNA binding; protein dimerization activity; DNA-binding transcription factor activity, RNA polymerase II-specific
Source: RefSeq, a predicted model, not a curated record
UGAAUUAUUAGGACGAGGUAGCCAGAGAAAGCAAAAACGAGGAAGGGCCUUCCAAACGCUUUGUACUUGUAUAUAUGCGUCUUUCCAGCUGGUCCUAGAAUACUUUCUUGGGGAAGCACAGGACAAGGCCAGGCAUCUCAAGCUUGGUACCAACCUGGCCAUUCUCAAAAGAGGAUUUGGAGGAGAUCAUCCAGACUAUCAGAGAGAGAGAGAGAGUGUGUGUGUGAGAGAGCAGGUAUUCAGGCUUCUGUAUCAGAGAGAGGAGAGAGACAUAGCAGAUCUGUGCUGCUGUGUUUGGGAAGAAGGAGCUAGCGAGAUGGGGAGAGGGAAGAUAGAGAUCAAGAGGAUCGACAACGCGACGAGCAGGCAGGUGACGUUCUCGAAGCGCCGGAGCGGGCUGUUCAAGAAGGCCAAAGAGCUCGCCAUCCUUUGCGAUGCCGAGGUCGGCCUCGUCGUCUUCUCCAGCACCGGUCGCCUGUAUGACUUCGCUAGCACCAGCAUGAAAUCUGUGAUUGAAAGAUACAGCGAGGCAAGAGAGGAGCACCAUCAGACUAUGAGCGCAAGUGCUGAGGCCAAGCUCUGGCAAAGGGAGGCAGGAAGCUUGAGGCAGCAACUGCAUAACUUGCAAGAGCACCAUCGACAGUUGUUGGGUCAGCAGCUUUCUGGCCUGGACGUGAGAGAUUUGCAGAAUUUAGAGAAUAAGCUGGAGAUGAGCCUAAGAAAUAUUCGUCUGAAGAAGGACCAACUUAUUUUUGAUCAGAUUCAAGAAUUAAGCAAGAAGGGAAGCCUCAUGCACCAGGACAACAUAGAACUAUACAACAAAGUCAACCUUCUUCAUCAAGAGAAUAUUGAAUUACGGAAAAAGGUGUAUGGACAAGGAGUAAAUGAGCAUCCAACAAGUACUACAGUUAGACAUAGUAUUCUGAAUACAGAGAAUGAAGAUGUUCCGAUCAAUCUUGAGCUGAGUAUGCAAAGGGACAGGUCAGAAACACCAAGUAUAGGGUGAGAUUUUUGUCCAAACUUCAGGACAAUUCAGAGUCAGUCAACAAGAUGAUUUAAGAAAGAUCACUGAAAGUGCCAUAGGACUUCAAAUGCAGUGAGGAUAACUAACUAAGAGAACAGAAAUCAAUACUGUUGGUUGAAUUGCAAGACCUAACAGCUAAACUUUAAGCUGCUAGAUGCAAUAGUUUCUGUAUGAAGAGGAAUGUUGAUUUGAAUUUAGCUUUUCAUAUAAGCUUGCCGUGUAUGUAUUGUAAAUUGUACUCUGAAUUAUAAGUUGUCUUGGCUUUUCUAGGUACAUAGCUUUUGCUAUUCACCUAGAUAUACACUAUCUCUUGAUCCAAAACAACUUAUAAUUUGGAACAGACGGAGUAACUUCAAAAGAUGGUAACAAGUUACACAUUGGAUGAUCUUCUACCAUUCGAACUUAAUAGAAAACAAUUCCUUUGAACUCAAAUGAAAACGUAUAUAAUAGAGAAUAGUACAGAGGAUUUAGUAAAAUGAUGACUUUAAACUUCAAACCAGAGCAAACCAAUGUCACUGUCCUAUAACAAAAUAGAUACAUCCAAAUGUGCAGUAGGUCUCAAAACUGAGCUAUUGCACAAACAAAAUGCCUUGUACUCUAAGCACGAGACCUGCUUAGGUGG